AGGAGCACGUAAAACACGUACACAGUCUCGCUACACUGUAGGGCAUUGUUCUUCUGACUGUCUACCAAACAAGUAACACUAACAGCGUUUCGUCGGUGACGGUUAGAAAUUCAGAGCUUGUGGAAGGACUGAAGAAGCGAGCAGCCAUGUCUCAUGACCAGAUGUACGUGAUAAAGAACCGCGGGUCGGGCCGUGUGCUGGACGUGGAGCGGGGGGGUCAAGUCAUCAACUCUCCCGUCCUGCUGUUCGACAAGCAUGCGCAGGACAACCAGAAAUGGAGCCACAACAAGUACAACCAGAUCUGCACUGCCCUGAAGCCAGGUGGAGAGGACGUCGCUAUCCACAUCCAUGACCGUUCUACCGGCCAGGUCAUCAUGUCUGUCUGCGAGAAGGAUCCUACCAAGGCUAAAGACCAGAUGUGGCUCCGCAAUGCUGACGGCACCAUCGCCUGUUACGAUGAUCCUCAGUACGUGCUCAGCGCAGGCGCGGGAAACCAGGGCGACCAUCUGAAGGUGGAACAGAAGGGAAACCCUCCCCCGGCCAGCCAGCUCUGGGACUGGGAGGCCAUGUAGAGUGCGCAUGCGCCAUGACCGCCAUCUUGGUUCUGCCUUUCCCCAAACAUUCGAAUUCGAACUAGCAUGCGUGUGACUGUAUAUAUUGAUCAGU
Messenger RNA from Branchiostoma belcheri (Belcher's lancelet), 666 nucleotides. RefSeq lists its product as uncharacterized. The transcript is spliced from 5 exons. Lineage: Eukaryota; Metazoa; Chordata; Leptocardii; Amphioxiformes; Branchiostomatidae. The record is from RefSeq and is a predicted model, not a curated record. Bases 147 to 572 code for a protein of 141 amino acids.